CCUUUAUUUUAUUUGCCAUUCCCCCCUUAACUUUAACUUUUUACCCUUUUUUCACCACCACCGUCUUCAAAAACACACAAAAACCAACCACGCCUUGUUCCCUUUCAACUUUCUUAUUCCUCUUUCACGCGCCACCACACUUGCGCUACAUUCAACACCCCAUCUCUCUAAUAUUUUUUCUUCCUUUUCUACCCCCGGGUUCCGAUUCCGGGGUGUGGUCCCCACUUUCGUGAUAAAAACCAUUUUCUCCCUUCGCUUCUGUGUCUCGAUUUCGUCAUGGGCGAUCUUCAUCUAAACGGUGCCGUUUUCGGGGAGGAUCGCCCUUACUCCUCCUCGCCGCCUUCUCCGCCGCUUCCUGUUUUAAAUCCCGAUCCGUCGUCCGUCACGGAAGAGGCUUGGUUCGCGGCUGAGGAAACUACCGCCGAUAUUCUCCGCCGGAUUCAACCUACCCUCGCCGCUGACCGGAGAAGGAGGGAGGUUGUUGACUAUGUCCAGAGACUGAUCCGUUUCGGUGCUCGCUGCGAGGUCUUUCCAUAUGGGUCAGUUCCAUUAAAAACAUAUCUUCCAGAUGGAGAUAUUGAUCUGACUGCACUUAGUUGUCAAAACAUUGAGGAUGGCUUGGUAUCUGAAGUUCAUGCUGUUCUUCGGGGAGAGGAAAACAAUGAAGCUGCUGAAUAUGAAGUGAAGGACGUUCGUUUCAUUGAUGCGGAGGUUAAGCUUGUCAAAUGCCUUGUACAGAAUAUUGUUGUAGACAUCUCUUUCAAUCAGUUAGGAGGACUCAGUACAUUAUGUUUUCUUGAGAAGGUUGACCGUCUUGUAGCCAAGGAUCAUAUCUUUAAACGUAGUAUUAUCCUGAUAAAAGCUUGGUGCUACUAUGAGAGUCGUAUUCUUGGUGCCCACCAUGGGCUGAUCUCCACAUAUGCUUUGGAAACACUGGUUCUGUAUAUUUUCCAUCGAUUUCAUGUGUCCUUAGAUGGUCCUCUAGCAGUUCUCUACAGAUUUUUGGACUACUUCAGCAAAUUUGAUUGGGACAAUUACUGUGUGAGUUUGAAGGGACCAGUUGGCAAAUCAUCCGUGUCUGAUGUAGUAGCUGAGGCACCAGAAAAUGGGGGAAAUACUCUGCUGACUGACGAAUUCAUAAGAAGCUGCGUGGAAUCAUUCUCGGUACCUCCAAGGGGCCUCGAACUAAAUUUGCGCUCAUUUCCCCAAAAACAUCUUAACAUCAUCGAUCCAUUAAAAGAAAACAACAACCUUGGCCGUAGUGUCAAUAAAGGUAAUUUCUAUCGAAUACGCAGUGCAUUUAAAUAUGGUGCCCGUAAACUUGGCUGGAUUCUUAUGUUACCGGAAGAUAGAAUAGCAGAUGAGCUUAAUAGGUUCUUUGCAAACACUUUGGAUAGGCAUGGAAGCAAUCACGGGAAUGAAGACAAUUCAUCUUUGUGUUUAUCUACUGGAUCCAAGGAUAUGAUAUUUGGAAAUCAUCAUAAUUAUGAAAAUAGAAAUGAAAGAGAAAGAUAUGUAGUAAAAGAUAUAUCUUUGGCAGGGCCAUCAUCUGACACUUCUGGGGAUGGAAAUGCAGUUGCAACUUACAAACCUGGUGAAGAUUCUAAAAAUGUUGCAACAUCUGGAGUCUUGCAUACUGCAAGCACUAAUGGUUUGUCAUAUUGUUCAAAUGGGAAAGCUGAAAAUGGGACUUGUAGUGAAACAGAUGUAAACUCUGUUAUUGAUGAUGAGAUAGAGAAGCAUGGUAUGGUAAGCAAUUCUCCCAGAUCACAUACUGAUGAAAAGAAUAUGGCAUCUAAUGGUUCAGUAGUUUUAAGAGAUGCUGCUAAUAUUCUUGACAAUGAUUUCUUUCAUAGUGAUAGAUACAAUACUAGUGCUUCUGGGGGAACUGAAGCUUCAAAAUCAUUGUUGGACCUUGCUGGGGAUUAUGACAGUCACAUAACAAACCUACAAUAUGGCCAGAUGUGCAAUGGUUAUUCUGUAUCUCCAGUUGUGGUCCCUAGUUCUCCUAGGUCUCCCAAGUUUCAUAAUAGGAAUCCGUGGGAAACUGUUCGUCAAUGUUUACAAAUGAACCAUGUCAUUCAUCCUCAGGCAAACUCAAAUUGUGUUGUGGGACAACUUUACCUUGUUAAUCAUUCUGCUCUACCAAUGACCUCUUUCGGUGCAGAAGAAAAGAGAAAGCCACGAGGAACAGGCGCAUACUUCCCUAAUAUGAAUUCACGUCCAUACAGGGAUAAUAGGCCAAUGCCAGGUAGGGGAAGGGGUCAAGCUCCGGGUACCCAUGGGCAUUUGCAGAGAUACCCUCGUAACAAUGGGUUGGCUCUAGCUCCACAAGAGUUGAAUUUGCCUGUCGAAGGAAGUUUUGAACCUGCUCUAGAAGGAUAUCCUGCUCUUGGUAAUGGUAAAGCCAGAUCUUCGGAAACCUAUUUUUCUCAACCUUCCACAUGGAGUUCACGCCAUGCUAAUGGUUUCCCGCACUUAUCUGACAAACACGAGUCAGGCUCUGUGAGCCCUCAGCUUCGUGGACCCCCAAGAACUGAAGUGAGCAAUCACCCAGAGCCAGGCGUUUCUACUUCUAGGGUAUCUGUGCCUAACAUGGGGAUAAUGACAGAGGAGAGGUCAAAUUCGUUGUCUGUUGCAGAUCCCAAAAGGAUUGAAGUGCAAGCUUAUCAUUUGAAGAAUGAAGAGGACUUUCCUCCACUUUGCAACUGAGUGCCAGUGAAGGAUGAUGAAUAUGUAAUAGCAUUAACAAUAAUGGUCAAUACAGGAAAAUAUUAUUACUUGCCUACCUUUCAGCUGGUGGAACCAAAGGAUGGCGAUUUUGUAAGAAUUAAGAAGUAAGAUCAAAUGUGGAUUCGUCUCAAAAAUGAAGUUCGCUUCCAUCAACACUGUUUCUUCUAGAGAUUGAUGAACGUUAGAAAUGAGAGUACAAUAUAAGUAGGUAAAUGCUGGGAGUAGCCAUAGAUGCUAACAAACUAGAUUAAACUAGGUCGAGUGAUGUGUUAUCCUUAUUUCGGUUUUCUUGCUCAAGUUGGUAUUUUGUACAAAAGUGCAUGUAUAUUCUGGUAACUUUUUUUUUCCUCUCCUGCAUCCGUUUUUAUUUUUCAAUAUUUAGGGAUGUAUAUAUCGGGUGAUUUCCUGAAGUUGAGUUUAUAGUUUUGUUCUGUUUGUAGCUUUGAAGUGUAAAAUAGAAAUAAUUUAGAUAUCUUACUGGAAUGGAUACCCAUAAUUUUGUGUCAUUGGAUUUA
Cicer arietinum (chickpea) is the source of this 3248-nucleotide messenger RNA. RefSeq lists its product as uncharacterized. Lineage: Eukaryota; Viridiplantae; Streptophyta; Magnoliopsida; Fabales; Fabaceae. The record is from RefSeq and is a predicted model, not a curated record.